Messenger RNA from Acaulospora colombiana, 882 nucleotides. NCBI's taxonomy places the organism in Eukaryota, Fungi, Glomeromycota, Glomeromycetes, Diversisporales, Acaulosporaceae. The record is from the annotation of a GenBank genome assembly.
AUGCCGAACGAAAGCAACGAUCCCUCAUCUCUUGGGGAGGAAAGAGAUCUUCCCCCCUUUGAGAUAAUUUCUUCUCGUGAGACGGCACCCCCUUUCGAGACAUAUCAGGAUAACCUGAGUGUCACUUCGAUAACUACUGCCACGACACCAUUACUAUAUACUUCUUUUGAAGGUCCUGACGGUACGAAUGAUAAUGACAAAUGUGGCGGGGAUGACGAAGAAAAUUGUUUCUCGGGGAGGAAAUCGACAGCCCAAAGCGAAAAAAAAUUAUGGAUUGCGAUUUGCAUAUCAUUGUUCUUUUUUUGCGUAGAACUCGUCGGUGGUUGGCUUGCUGGAAGUUUGGCUUUGUUAAGUGACUCAUUUCACCUGUUGAGCGGACACCAUCAUGGACACGGCGAACACGAUGGCGAUCACGGUCACGGGGAAAAUGUUAAUGUCCGUGCUGCUUUACUUCAUGUCUUGGGAGAUCUUCUAUCAUCAAUUGGAGUCUUGAUUUCUUCGGUAAUUAUAAUGUGCGAUCCGAACAUGGCAUGGGUUGACCCAUUAUGUACAUUCAUCUUUUCGGCGUUUGUGAUGGCAACCACUUUUGGAAUUUUGCGUAGCGGCAUAAGAGUCUUAAUGGAAGCGACCCCAUCUCACAUCGAUUCACAUGCUGUCGAAAUGGACCUAAGGGAAAUCGAAGGUGUCGAGAGUGUACAUGAUCUGCACAUUUGGGAUCUGACCAUUGGAAGGACUCGUCUCACAGCUCAUCUUCGACUUCACGAGUACAACCCGGAUAUUCGAGCCGAACCAUACGUAGCAGCAAAGAUUCUAAGUCAGGCGAGAGAGAUGCUUAAAAACAAAUAUCGAAUUUCAUAUGUAACGAUUCAAAUUGAGUCGUGA